Messenger RNA from Paramacrobiotus metropolitanus, 4249 nucleotides. RefSeq names its product DNA-directed RNA polymerase II subunit RPB2-like. Gene Ontology annotation, molecular function: DNA-directed RNA polymerase activity; ribonucleoside binding; DNA binding. Gene Ontology annotation, biological process: DNA-templated transcription. Gene Ontology annotation, cellular component: RNA polymerase II, core complex. The coding region runs from base 333 to 3899 and encodes 1188 amino acids. Lineage: Eukaryota; Metazoa; Tardigrada; Eutardigrada; Parachela; Macrobiotidae. The record is from RefSeq and is a predicted model, not a curated record. The transcript is spliced from 13 exons.
UGGCUGGCGUUCUGCGCUCAGUGCGCGAACGUGUGCGAUACAUUUGAGGACAUUUUUUUAUGUUUCAAGAUCAUUUUGAUUUUAUCUGGAUCAUUAUACGAAAUCAACGAAUUUUAUUAUUUUUUAAAAUUUGUAGUGAAUUUGUACUCAUCCGCGGAUGCCGCAUGAGCUCUCCGAUAAAGGGCGAAUCUGAAAACCUUCACCAAUGAUAGGCUCCAGAAACCCACCUUAGAAAUCCGUCGGAAUCUGUUUCGUUUAUCAGUUUACUGUUUGUGUUUUAUUCCCGAAGUAGUCGUGGUUAACUAUUUCUCACGACUGCAUCAAUUAGAGCAAUGGAUUUUGACAACGACAUCGAUAUGGAAGCCCAGGACGGGUUCGACGCCGACCAGAGCAAUGUUGCCGAGGAAAUCGACCCAAAUCUGUGGCAGGAUGCUUGUUGGCUGGUAAUUUCAUCGUAUUUCGAUGAAAAAGGUUUGGUGCGGCAACAGCUGGAUUCCUUCGACGAGUUCAUACAAAUGUCUGUCCAAAGGAUUGUCGAAGACGCUCCCGCAGUGGAAAUGGAAGCGGAAGCGCAACAUAUGGACGGUCAACUCGAACAACCGACCAAGCACAGCUUAAAAUUCGAGCAGAUUUAUCUGUCGAAACCAACACAUUGGGAAAAAGACGGUGCACCUGUCCCGCUGAUGCCCAACGAGGCACGCCUACGUAAUCUCACCUAUUCGGCACCGCUGUACGUGGAUAUCAGGAAAACCGUAACAAAGGCUGGCAAAGAACCGGAAGAAACGCUAUACCCGAAAGUAUUUUUGGGCAAAAUUCCCAUCAUGUUACGAUCGACGUACUGCUUGCUCAGUGGGAUGAAUGAACGUGAUUUAGCUGAAUUGAACGAGUGCCCAUUGGAUCCUGGCGGGUAUUUUAUCAUCAACGGAUCGGAGAAGGUUAUCAUUGCGCAGGAAAAAAUGGCUACGAAUAUCGUUUACGUUUUCAGCAUGAAAGAUUCUAAGUAUGCCUUUAAAGCUGAAUGCCGAUCUGUCAUGGAAAACUCAAGCCGCCCAGCUAGCACAAUUUGGGUUAACAUGCUUGCGCGAGGAGGCAAAAAUGUACGGAAAUCCGCCCUUGGGCAGCGUAUAGUGGCCAUUUUGCCUUACAUAAAGCAGGAAAUUCCUAUAAUAAUCGUCUUUCGGGCUCUUGGUUUCGUCGCCGAUCGGGAUAUUCUGGAGCAUAUCGUCUAUGAUUUUGAAGACCAGGAAAUGAUGGAAAUGAUCAAGCCUUCCUUGGACGAAGCUUUCGUCAUCCAGGAGCAGGAUGUGGCUUUAAAUUUCAUCGGCGCUCGUGGUGCAAAACCGGGUGUUACUAGAGAAAAACGUAUUAAAUAUGCCAAGGAAAUUCUCCAAAAGGAAAUGUUACCUCAUGUUGGAACACACGAAUUUUGCGAAACAAAAAAAGCCUAUUUUCUUGGAUACAUGGUACAUCGCUUGUUACUGGCCGCGCUUGGACGUCGCGAGUUAGACGAUCGUGACCACUACGGAAAUAAACGGUUGGACUUAGCCGGUCCGUUGUUGGCGUUUUUGUUUCGAGGAUUGUUUAAAAAUUUGUUAAAAGAACUGAAAAUCAACGCGCAAAAGUAUAUCGACCGUGGGAGAGAUUUUAACUUGGAACUGUCUAUCAAAACGAAAAUUAUUACCGACGGGUUGCGAUAUUCUUUGGCCACAGGAAACUGGGGAGACCAAAGAAAGGCUCACCAAACCCGUGCUGGAGUAUCUCAGGUGUUAAAUCGGCUGACUUAUUGCUCUUCGUUAUCUCAUUUGCGACGCCUAAAUUCACCAAUUGGCCGUGAAGGCAAGCUAGCCAAACCUCGUCAGCUGCACAACACUUUAUGGGGAAUGAUCUGCCCUGCGGAAACACCCGAAGGUCAAGCGGUGGGUCUUGUAAAAAAUCUCGCUUUGAUGUCCUACAUCUCUGUCGGCUCACAACCAGCCCCGAUUUUGGAAUUCUUGGAAGAAUGGAGCAUGGAAAAUUUGGAAGAAAUCGCCCCAUCCGCAAUUCUAGGUGCCACAAAGAUCUUUGUAAAUGGCUCUUGGGUGGGUAUCCAUCGGGAUCCCGAGCAAUUAAUGGCCACUUUGCGGAAACUAAGACGGCAGAUGGAUAUCAUCGUAUCUGAAGUGUCCAUGGUCCGCGACAUUCGGGACAGAGAAAUUCGUAUUUCAACCGAUGCCGGACGAAUUUGUCGGCCGCUUUUGAUUGUAGAAAACCAGAAGAUGCUUCUUAAGAAGCAACACAUCGAAUUGUUGGGAGACCGGGCAAACACGAGCUAUAGAUGGCAAGAUUUGAUUGCUAGUGGUGUGGUGGAGUUCAUUGAUAUUCAAGAAGAAGAGACCAUCAUGUGCGCCAUGACGCCCUUCGAUCUAGUUGACCGAUCCGUCAGCGGUGACCGCCAGGCGUACUGCUCCACCUAUACCCACUGCGAAAUCCAUCCCGCCAUGAUCCUCGGCGUAUGCGCCUCCAUUAUUCCCUUCCCCGAUCACAAUCAGUCGCCCCGUAACACCUAUCAAUCCGCCAUGGGUAAGCAGGCCAUGGGAGUGUACAUCAGUAACUUCAACGUGCGCAUGGAUACCUUGGCCAAUGUUCUGUACUAUCCGCAAUCGCCACUGGUCACAACACGAUCCAUGGAGUAUCUGCGUUUCCGGGAACUGCCUGCCGGGAUCAACGCGGUAGUAGCCAUUGCCUCGUACACGGGCUACAACCAGGAGGACUCCAUCAUCAUGAACGCAUCGGCCAUUGAUCGGGGGCUGUUUCGAUCGUGUUUCUACCGCGCCUAUCGGGACAGCGAGGGGAAGCGGAUGAACGAUAAUGCGGAGACGUUUGAGCGACCGAAUCGGUCCACGUGCAGCGGGAUGCGAAAUGCGGUGUACGAGAAAUUGGACGACGAUGGGAUUGUGGAACCGGGCACACGUGUAUCGGGGGAUGAUGUUAUCAUUGGCAAAACUAUGACAUUGCCCGCUUCGGACGAUGAUGCAAGCGCCGGUCAAAAGCAUUAUACGAAAAAGGACUCGAGCACCUUCCUACGUGCCAGCGAAACAGGAAUUAUUGACCAGGUCUUGCUGACGGUGAAUUCUGAGGGGCAGAAAUUCUGCAAAAUCCGCGUGAGAUCCAUCCGGAUACCGCAGAUGGGUGAUAAGUUCGCCAGUCGGCACGGGCAAAAGGGCACUUGCGGUGUGACCUAUCGUAUGGAGGAUAUGCCUUUCACGGCGGAAGGUGUUGCGCCCGAUAUUAUUAUUAAUCCACACGCCAUUCCUUCACGCAUGACUAUCGGGCAUUUAAUUGAAUGUCUUCAGGGAAAGGUUUCAGCCAAUAAGGGCGAAAUUGGCGAUGCGACGCCAUUCAACGACACAGUCAACGUGCAGAAGAUCUCCACACUGCUGCAGGAUUACGGAUAUCAUCUGCGUGGUAAUGAGGUCCUGUACAAUGGCUUCACGGGACGGAAAAUUAAUUCCCAGGUGUUUAUUGGACCCACAUUCUAUCAGCGUCUCAAACAUAUGGUCGAUGAUAAAAUCCACAGUCGUGCGCGUGGCCCGGUGCAGAUUUUGGUUAGGCAGCCUAUGGAAGGUCGUGCAAGGGAUGGGGGUUUGCGUUUCGGAGAAAUGGAACGCGACUGCAUGAUCAGCCAUGGAGCCGCACAGUUCCUUCGUGAGCGUUUGUUUGAAGUAUCCGAUCCUUAUCGUGUUCACAUUUGCAACACGUGCGGACUCAUAGCGGUUGCGAAUCUUCGCAACCAAACAUUUGAAUGCAAAGGAUGCAGGAAUAAAACUCAGAUAUCGCAAGUUUGUGUCCCGUAUGCAUGUAAAUUAUUGUUUCAAGAAUUGAUGUCGAUGAGUAUCGCUCCUCGGAUGAUGCUUCAGUAAUCCAUCCAUGUGAUUUUAGUUGUGGAAAAUGGCUUUGUCUUCAACGCGCUUCGGGUUAAUCUACCGCUACUUUUACCAGUUUAUCGAUGCGAUUGUUUUAAAUUUUUUUGUCAUUGAUGGCUGCUUUGAAGCAUCUAUGUAGGUACGAGUAUGUAUGAUAAUUCCUCUCAUUGUUGACGACGUUCACGUUAUUACGGCCAAGGACAUGCCAGUUUAAUAGGGCGUAAUUUUUAUAUGCUUGUGGUUACAAAGCGACUGCUGAUCGCCAAAUAGCAUAAAAACGUGAACUGUUAUUGAAAAAAAACAGGAAAUACUGUAUGAAAUAAACAACAACAACAAAAUAAACUCUG